AUGGUAGCACACAACCAGGUGGCAGCCGACAAUGCAAUCUCCACGGCAGCAGAGCCCCGACGGCGGCCCGAGCCUUCCUCCUCCUCCGCGCCCGCAGCCCUGGUGCGCCCGCGGCCCUGCCCCGCGGCCCCGGCUCCGGCCCCGGGCGACACACACUUCCGCACGUUCCGCUCCCACGCCGAGUACCGGCGCAUCACGCACACCAGCGCGCUCCUGGACGCCUGCGGCUUCUACUGGGGGCCCCUGAGCGUGCACGGGGCGCACGAGCGGCUCCGCGCCGAGCCCGUCGGCACCUUCCUGGUGCGGGACAGUCGCCAGCGGAACUGCUUCUUCGCCCUCAGCGUGAAGAUGUCCUCGGGCCCCACGAGCAUCCGCGUGCACUUUCAGGCCGGCCGCUUCCACCUGGACGGCAGCCGCGAGAGCUUCGACUGCCUCUUCGAGCUGCUGGAGCACUACGUGGCGGCGCCGCGCCGCAUGCUGGGGGCCCCGCUGCGCCAGCUCCGUGUGCGGCCGCUGCAGGAGCUGUGUCGCCAGCGCAUCGUGGCCACCGUGGGCCGCGAGAACCUGGGGCGCAUCCCCCUCAACCCUGUCCUCCGAGACUACUUGAGCUCUUUCCCCUUCCAGAUCUGA
Messenger RNA from Pipistrellus nathusii (Nathusius's pipistrelle), 630 nucleotides. Lineage: Eukaryota; Metazoa; Chordata; Mammalia; Chiroptera; Vespertilionidae. The record is from the annotation of a GenBank genome assembly.